CGCUGCCCCGGGUGCCGGCGCGCAUGUGCCUGGCGCCCCCACCCCGGCCCUGGAUUCCACUUCCCCUCCGCUCGCGCUGCAGCCGCAGCCACCUACGGGCCCCACGCCGCCUCCGGAGUCCAUGGCCGGGACGCGCUGGGUGCUCGGGGCGCUGCUCCGAGGCUGCGGCUGUAACUGUAGCAGCUGCCGGCGCACCGGCGCUGCCUGCCUGCCCUUCUACUCGGCUGCCGGCUCCUUCCCUUCAGGCGUCUCGGGCCGUCGCCGCCUGCUGCUGCUGCUCGGGGCCGCAGCGGCCGCCGCUUCUCAGACGCGGGGCCUCCACACCGGGCCUGUGCCCGCCGGGAGGCUGGCGGGGCCUCUCCCCGCGGCCGCCUCCGCCGCCGCCGCGGCCGCUGCCUCUUACCCGGCCCUGCGCGCCCCGCUGCUGCCGCAGUCGCUGGCGGCGGCCGCGGGCCCGACGCGGGGAUACAGCCAGGAGUCCAAAACUACCUACCUGGAAGACCUUCCACCUCUCCCUGAAUAUGAAUUGGCUCCAUCCAAGUUAGGAGAGGAAGUGGAUGAUGUUUAUCUCAUUCGAGCUCAAGGAUUACCAUGGUCGUGCACUGUAGAAGAUGUGCUUAGCUUUUUCUCAGACUGCAGAAUCCGCAAUGGUGAGAAUGGAAUACACUUCCUCUUAAAUAGAGAUGGGAAACGAAGAGGUGAUGCCUUAAUUGAAAUGGAAUCAGAGCAGGAUGUGCAGAAAGCCUUAGAAAAGCACCGCAUGUACAUGGGGCAGCGGUAUGUGGAAGUAUAUGAGAUAAACAAUGAAGAUGUGGAUGCCUUAAUGAAAAGCUUGCAGGUCAAAUCUUCACCUGCGGUAAAUGAUGGUGUGGUCCGUUUGAGAGGACUUCCUUACAGUUGCAACGAGAAAGACAUUAUAGACUUCUUUGCAGGACUGAAUAUAGUAGACAUUACUUUUGUAAUGGACUACAGAGGGAGACGGAAAACAGGGGAAGCUUAUGUGCAGUUUGAAGAACCAGAAAUGGCCAACCAAGCCCUAUUGAAACACAGGGAAGAAAUUGGUAACCGAUAUAUAGAGAUAUUUCCCAGCAGAAGGAAUGAAGUUCGAACACAUGUUGGUUCUCAUAAGGGAAAGAAAAUGGCAUCUUCUCCUACUGCUAAGUAUAUAACUGAGCCGGAAAUGGUCUUUGAAGAACACGAAGUAAAUGAGGAUAUUCGACCAAUGACCUCUUUUGAAAGUGAGAAGGAAAUAGAAUUGCCUAAGGAGAUGGCAGAAAAACUUCCAGAGGCUGUUGAUUAUGGAACUACAUCUUCAGUACAUUUUGUUCACAUGAGAGGAUUACCUUUCCAAGCCAAUGCCCAAGACAUCAUAAACUUUUUUGCUCCACUGAAGCCUGUUAGAAUCACUAUGGAGUACAGCUCCAGCGGGAAGGCCACGGGGGAAGCUGACGUGCACUUCGAUACCCACGAGGAUGCUGUGGCGGCCAUGCUCAAGGAUCGCUCCCACGUUCAACAUAGGUAUAUUGAAUUGUUCCUGAAUUCAUGUCCAAAGGGAAAAUAAGACUUCCAGGGACUCCAGAUAAUAAGGAUGAAGCAAGAAGCAUUUCAUUUGCACAUCUUUCUUGGACAUGGGAUAUAAAGUUCCAGUUUUUAGCAGCAACUGCUAGAGAAAGAAUUUUGGGAUUUGGGGUUAAUUGCUUGUAAGAAAAAUUCCGUAGUGGACUGUUUAGAAAAAAAAAAGGAAAGAUUCAGUUGGGGAUUAAAUAAACCACAAAAUUAAAAUUAUUGUUUAAACUAUCCCAGAUCUAACUUAAAAAUCUGGUCUUUAUUUUAUAUGAUUAAACAUUUUUUUUUUCAUAGAGGACAUGUUACCCAGUGUAAAGACUGCAUAUUUUUAUUCAGCACUGUCCUUUAAAGUCUUUUUCUCAUUUUAAAAAUGAUGUUUGAGAGCUCUGAUAUAAAACUUUCUAUAGAAUAAAAUAUUGAUUUAUUUUAACCAAAUACUCACCAAAGGAAAGGUUUCUGACCUUUGAACCAUUAUGGUUUUACAGAGUAGUUGUAAUUUUAGGUGUAUUUGAUGACUUAGGGGUAGGAAUUAAAAAAAAAGAUUCAAAACAAAAAAUAACCACAAGUUAGUGAGUGUAAAUAACUACUUGGCAGUUUCAUAUUUUUAGAAAUGUUUUGCCUUUCUAGGCCUUGUACUGAAGGCAUUUAACAUGAAUGCCUGUAUACUUAAGGAGGGAAUUCUAGCCUCAACUUAAAAGUUGUCUUAACACCUCCCACCCCCUUGUUUUGGUUUUGGGUAAACUAAGGGUUUUAGUCUCAAUCUUCUGAAGUGACAUGUCAAAAAAGUCCCGACUGGUAAGGACAUUAAUGGCUUCACUUGAAUUUAAACCAGCUCUAGAUAGGAAAAAAAACUCAGUCUCAUUUGCUUUUUCAGUGGGGUAGCACAUCCCAUAUUUUAGUACAAGUAGGGGUGCCUUGCUUAAAUAAAAAUAGCAUAUAAUGUAUAAUUGUGUGAAGGAUUUAUGGAUAAAGCUGUAUUUCUGUCACAUUAUGGCAGUAUCUUCUGCUUUAAUAGUAAACAACUUGUUAUUUAAAUAUUGGAUCAAGAUGGCUGGCUUCAAAAUGUAGUCAUUAAUAAACUAAUUUUAUGUGCACCUUGUAGGAGAAUCAACGUCCUGUAUACUUUCUUUGCCUUGUUCCUGUUCUCAGGGUGACGACUGCUAUGUAGAUAGUUACCAGGAGAUGCAAUCCUAUUUCUUAAAAUUGAAUUAGCCCAGAUUUCUGAGAGGUGAUACCUGGAAGAGAGAUUAUGUCUUCUCUCACUCAGUACAUAACCAUCUUUGAUUACCAGCUAAGAUACAAAAUCACUGUACUGUAUAUAGUCAAUAAAUGAAGGCUUGUUUCAGGCUGAAGAUUACCUAAGAGUAUUUAUUUGAGUGUGUGAAUCAAUUGAAUAUAUUUUUAUUACAUCAAGUUCUUGUAUAUUAUAAGAAGAAAUAAUUAAUUUUCAGUUGUGUUUGUUUUUAUCCUUUAAGAACAUGACUUCCAUCAAUCACCUUAACAGCUUCAGUAUUACUACUUAGGUGGAAAUGUGUUUUCAUUUACGUGUACUCGUGAGCUAUGAGAACUGGUGUCUGUAGCUGUGUGAUCUAUUGAUUGGAAUGUGAACUUUUCUCUCCCUUUAGCAGUAGGUAUCUAAUUUGCUGUGGAAAAAAUCUGUAGGGUCGAUUGGGAUUGGUGAGGAAUUCAUUUGCAGUUACUUUAUUUUAAAGCUAAUGAGUUUAAUUUGCACAUCUCUGGGAAAGGAAUGUGAGCAAAAGCAUUAAAAUUUAUGUGGUAGGUAAGCUUGAAGGGGUUUAUCAUCUCCACACUGGUGGCUGAGUUCUUAGUAACAAAAGGUGGCCAUUUUAGGGAAGUCAUUUUAUGAAUUCAUAUACUUUCCUAUACUCCCUUUAGUAAUUUAGGCUAGUAAAUGAAUGAUUGCUGACAAAGCAAAUAUAAAAAGCACAUAAUAGAAUAAAAGUAAUCUUUUAUUUCUAUCCAAUCAAAAACACUUCUCACAGAAUUUGACAAAACUGGGUUGUAUAUCAUUAUCUGCUAUUCAAAAAAGUAACGACUGAAUUUCCCUUCUAUUUGUGUCUUUAUAAUCUUUGUGUAAAGCUAUCAAAAAUAGUGAGAUUAGAUAUGGCCAGGUUACCCAUAUCCUGCUUUAGCUAGCUACUUCUGAAGGAAUUGCAAAGGAGAACUCUGAUACGUAAUAUGUAGAUACCAAGGAGGAAAUUGCUUAAGACUGUGAUCUUAUCUGAUAUACUCACUGAUAUCAGAGAAUGACGCAGGACCAGAAUAUUUGUGCCUCUAUUCCUGGGUGAUGAGCUCUUCCAGGUGGGCAGGGAGACAGAGUCUGCUGUGGAGUGGAAGGCUCUAAAUCCUUCUCACUACGUCCGCCGUAUAGGGAGGAAGAGGCAGGAGAAAGCCACUUCCAUCUCCAUAAUGUUCGGAGGCAAUGGCCCUGCUUCUUAUUAGUGCACAGGCCCUAAACAGUCCCUUAGCAGAUUGUCAUUUGGAGGUUUUUUUCUGGGUUACAGUCUAUUCAUUUUAUAAUUUAAAACAUUCCAUUGUUUUGAGAGUUUUCCCUAAAUUAUGUGAAAGGGUUCACAUUCAAUUGGUAGGACCUGUAUUGUAGAGAAUGGUAUUACCUUAGCAGUAGAGUAGAAGCAGGCCUAAAUUCCAGGGGCUUUGAAAACAAAUUGUCUUUAAUAUACUAAGAAUAGCUUUACCCCCUGAAUUCAGCACAUUAGAAAAUAACCUGAAAUUUAUAGAAAGGGAAUAAAGCUGCCAUGAAUAUUCACGUAUAGGUUUUUGUGUGUACAUAUAUUUCAACUCCUGUGGGUAAAUACCAAGGCAUGCAAUUCCUGAAUCAUCUGAUAAGAGAAAGUUUUGUUAGAAACUGCCAAACUAUCUCCAAGGUGGCUGUACCAUUUUGCAUCCCCACCAGCAAUGAGUGAGGCUUCCUCCUGUAACAAGUCAUGCUUGUCACCGUUGGGUAGUGUGUUUUGAAUUUUCGCUCUCCUACUAAGUGUAUAGUGGUGUUCCGUUGUUUUAAUUUAUAAUUCCAUAGUGGCAUAUGAUGUGGGGUAUCUUUUUAUAUCUUUAUUUGAAUCUAUUGUUUCUGGUGAGGUGUCUGUUAGAUCUUUUGCCUAGUUUUUUAGUUUGGUGGUUUUCGUACUGAAUUUUAAGAAGGGGAUAUAAGAAGGUUUAGUUUGGUUCUUAAGCCUUGAAUGUAAAAUAGAGGGGUAAUUUUAAAAUUGUUCCUAUUUCACUUUUUGAAGGAAAUAAAAUUCUAGAGAUACAAAGGGGUAUACAGUGAACAGCCUUCCUCCCAUCCUGUACGUCAGCUACUUAGCUUCGCUUCUCAGGUAACCCGGUCACCAGUUUCUGAUGUAAAUGUUCAGCGACGUUAACUAUAGAUAAGCAAAUAUAAUAAACAUUUAUUUUUAAAAUAUAAAUUACAGCAUACUAUACAUACUAUUCUGUACCUUUUUUUCCAUUCUUACAUCUUAAAGAUCAUUUGAUCUCAUUUUUUAAAUGAUUGUACAGCCCAGAUGUAUGCAGUUGAACCUGGCCCUCAUUAAUGAACGUGUAAAUUGUUGCCAAUCUUUUGCAAUUAUAGUGCUGAAAUGAAUUACUGUGUGUAGAUUUAUGUCACUUUGUACAUACAUAAAUUUCUCUGUAAGAUAAAUGGUCAGAGUAUGUGCACUUGUAAUUUAUAUCUAAAAUUAAAUUUAUAUCUAUAUAUUUUUUCUUAGUUUGCACCAGCAAUGCAAGUGCCCAUUUCCUCAUACCCUCACUAACCACUGUAUUAGCAAUCUAUUGUUUGCCAGUCUGACAGGUUAAAAAACACAUGCAAUGGUAUUCUCUUAUGAGGUAGCAUUUCUUCACGUUCAGAGCUUUUGGAUUUUCUUUACUGUGAAUUCUUCAUAUCCUCUCCCAUUUUUCUUUUCUCUUAUAAUCCCCAUCUACUUAUUAAUUUUAAAGCAAAUUUAAGACAGCAUCAUUUAUCUGUAUGUAUUUUAGUAUAUAUCUUUUUAAAAAGGAUUUUUAAAAAUGCCAUCAUUCCUAAAAAUACUAAUUUCUUACAACCAAAUAUCUGAAAUGUCAUUUUUUUAAAAAGUGUGUUUGAAUCAGGAUCUACACAGGCGUCCACACAUUGCAAUUGGUGACUGUUUCUUUUUUUCCUGCAAUACUUUUAAUAUAAAAUUUCAAGCAUACAGAAAAGCUCAAUUAUAAACAUGCUUAUACCUGCCACCUCGAUUCUACAAGUAACAUUUUGCCAUAUUUUCUUUAUCAUUAUCUGUGUGUCCACCAGUCUGUCUUUUUUUUUUUAAUGCGUCUGUACUUAACUCAAGCUUUCUGGCAUACGUGAUUAACGAGUUUUUCCUUAUAAAAUUGACAGUGAACAGUCGUUAGCAAGUUAUGAAAUGUUUCCAUCACUUUAGAAAGUUUGUUUUACCCAGUCGUUUCCUGUACUUCUUCCUGUUAGGAUUUUGUUUGCACCAUAGAUUAGUUUGGCCUAUUCUAGAACUUCAUAUAAAUGGAAUCACACAUUAUGUAUUCUUAUAAAUUUCUUUCACUCAGCAUGUUUUGACAUUCAUCCAUGUAUUUCAGAUCUUUGUUCCUUUUUAUUGCUGAGUAGUAUUCCAUUGUAUGAAUAUGCCACCGUUUUUUAACCUUUCACUUGUUAGGUGAAAAACUGAUGACAAUGGGCUGUUUCCAGUUUUUGGCUAUUAUAAAUAAAGUUGCUAUGAACCUCUUG
Rhinolophus ferrumequinum (greater horseshoe bat) is the source of this 6319-nucleotide messenger RNA. RefSeq names its product G-rich RNA sequence binding factor 1 (gene GRSF1). The coding region runs from base 122 to 1561 and encodes 479 amino acids. The record is from RefSeq and is a predicted model, not a curated record. NCBI's taxonomy places the organism in Eukaryota, Metazoa, Chordata, Mammalia, Chiroptera, Rhinolophidae. Gene Ontology annotation, biological process: regulation of RNA splicing. The transcript is spliced from 10 exons. Gene Ontology annotation, cellular component: nucleoplasm; ribonucleoprotein complex. Gene Ontology annotation, molecular function: RNA binding.